Messenger RNA from Talaromyces proteolyticus, 1923 nucleotides. RefSeq names its product putative DNA damage response protein Rtt109. The transcript has a single exon. The record is from RefSeq and is a predicted model, not a curated record. Gene Ontology annotation, molecular function: histone H3K56 acetyltransferase activity. Gene Ontology annotation, cellular component: nucleus. NCBI's taxonomy places the organism in Eukaryota, Fungi, Ascomycota, Eurotiomycetes, Eurotiales, Trichocomaceae. The coding region runs from base 107 to 1654 and encodes 515 amino acids. Gene Ontology annotation, biological process: DNA damage response.
ACAAUCUAAUCUCAGAUCACGUGACCUCCUCAUCUCUAUUCGCACUGCAAGCCUUCACAACAAACCAGAGGCUCUAUUUUCUAAUCCACUAUACCCCAAUUAUCCGAUGGCCACCCCCAAGCUAGCAGACCUCUUGGCUGAGGUCCUGCCCCAAAACAUCAAGUUGAAUGUGCGCCACAUCUCUACUCCACCAACCCCCAGCGACGCGAUCUUCUCGGCGCCGCCAGGCGAGACUCCCGAAGCCACAUUCUGCGAAAACCACUUCUUUGUAGCCAGUCUGAACCGUUUUGGGAAUGUUGACGACGAAAUCGCAGUGUUGGGUAUAGAAGUCUCGAUUUACACGACUGAUCGGCUUACUAUUGUUUUUGUCUCAAAGGCGGAUUCGACGGGAUACAUACAUCUCGUCAACAAGGACGCGCAGCCGCCAUCGCUCAGGCUGAUUGUAACUACCUUCUUGUCGUAUUUAAUCCGCACACACCAGAGACCCGGCAUCAGAUUGGUGCUCUCACUGUUUGCGCGAGCACAGAAUCAGUAUCUUUUCCCCGGCAGCGUCGACAAUGCGCAGAAGCAUGUCUUGGAUGAUCGUGGCUUAAUUAAAUGGUGGUGCCAGACCGCCGAUCCGAUUCUGCGAGAGCACACGGUAGAAUCUCAGGACGGAGGCAGCAAAAGCCUUGUUGACGAGAGCAUUGAGAGUGUGAGCAGCUCGGCUACGGGGUAUUUACUUGUGCCCGGCUGCGACAAGUACGAAACAAGGGCAUUCUUCCCGGCAACGGCGAGGUCGGAUGAUCAGAAGAAUCCAAGAUGGCGCGUGUCGUACCCCCUCAACCAGAUUUGUAUCCAUCCCCAGGCGCCUCCGAGAUGUCUGGUUCCGAGGUUUCCGGAUGACCCCAAGGCGCGCUUUCUCGUCGACCUUGAUGGUGAAUUGUCCGAGGGCGCGAUCGCUGGUCAGUGGAAAAGUGUUAAAUCUCUCGAUGAAUUCUGGGAGAUGAUGGCCUUUCGACAAGAGUGCUCUGCUGGAAGGCUUGUGGGGUUUCUCUGGGUGGUUAUUAAUCCUCCUGGUGUUCUUAGUUCAGACAAGCUGUCGAAUCAGACGCAAGAAGCUGGAACAACUGAUAAGGUACAGAAUGAUGCGUUAUUAUCUGGCACUGCUGCAGAAGCAGAGUCUGACAACAGGUCACUGAACCAUCUACAAGACGACCAACCAAAGCCUAACACUGAGGUGCGUGGCAACACAUUCUUCUGGCCUGAGGCAGGUCGAGGGGAGAUCGUGCUGUGUGAGAAGGAGUACAAAAGCGGCAACGAUGAGCUCCUCGAGCAAGAUUUCGAAACCGAGGAACUCGCAAUGGCGGGCACGAUGGCUUGGGUUCGGAAGAUUGCCUCGCUCGCUGAUGUUUUGUGGUGGGGAAAGCCCGUUACUGGCAAGAGAGAAAUUUCCAAGACUACAACCUCGUCGAAAACAGCGGCGGUUACGAUAAACUCUGGGCUUAAUGUUCGCAAGAGAAAGAAAGAUGCUGAAGGGGAUGACACAUUACACGUUGAGGCUAAGGACGAGCAAGCAGUAUCUAGCAACACAACGCAGGCUGAAACGGAGUCAGGGUCACCUGAAGUCAACGUUCUCAAUGCUAGUUUUAUAAAGAAAAAAAAGAAAACCUGACGUUGCUCUUUGCUCGUCAAUUGGCACAUCUCAUCUUUCGACUUUUUAAACUACUAGUAAUGCCGCAAUAUCAGCCGGCUAAUAAUCGAGAUGUAAUAUUAGCAUACCAAGGGCCAUGGCCAAGCUAUUGCUCUACGGAUAAAUGGGUCGAAAAUUCACCUCAAUAUUAGGCUAGAAAAUUGCUGUGGCGCUUUUCGCUAGGGUAUUGUAGACUAGCUUAUGUAGACAUGCACUCGUGCUACACGAGUAAGCUGAGAUUACAAUUCUUU